AUGCGACCACUGACUCUCGAUGAGCUCGGCGAAGUAGCAUCCCUCGUUUUCACCAGUGACUUUGAGGAAGAUGACCGUCUCAUCGAACCAGAGGCUAUCGUGUACUCGUUGCAUAGCCUAGUUCAUUGUGAUGCUAGUAACCAACGCAUCGAGCUCGCGCACUCGUCUGUCCGCACCUUUCUCACUAACCCCGAAUUGUCCGGAGCAUUCUACACUGACCCGGCAGUCGCAAACGCCACCAUCUCGAAGGCCUGCCUUUACUACCUCGCGUUACCGCCGUUUCAGCAAACUUGCCCUGAUGAGGCGGCACUCGGGGCGCGCAAGCGGGCCUGGCCGUUCUUUGAGUACGCUGCGUGCUUCUGGACACGACAUGCACGCGCCAUGGUGUCACCGCUGUCUGACAAUGACAAGCAGUUCCUGGCCCUCUUUGCCAGCUUUGCCGAUUCUGCCGGUCACUUCUCGGCGUGGUAUCAGUGCGUCUACCCCCAAGGGGGACCAAGCAUCUGGAACACGCAGCCGCUAUACAUGUGCGCCCGCGAGGGACUUGCUGGACCACUUCAGGUACUCCUGGUCCGAUGUAGUCGUGAAGAGCUUGAGCAACGUGGUGGCGCACGCGGGUCCACAGCCCUACACGUCGCGGCUACCUACGGUGAGGUUGAGGCUGUACGGCUUUUGCUGGCCGCUGGUGCAGACCCCAACGAGCGCAACGCGGUGGUCCGCGAGGACAUCGACCCGAUCGCAGUCGCCAAGACAUGGCUGGCCAACCUUGUCACGAGCGUCGCUGCGAAAAACGACGCCGCCUUUUCUUCUCUCUUCUUCGAGGAGUCCUGGUGGCGCGACUCUGUUGGCUUCUCAUGGACUAUCACCUCUAAGAACGGUCCGGAGGCCAUUUCUAAGCUCAUCCUGGGCUCCGAAGCACAUUUUGAGAAUGCCAGUGUCAUCUCCGCCGAGCCAGCGCUAGCGCCGCAGCUCGUGGACAUGGGCCCGAUGACUAUUGUGCAGUUUGGCUACGCAUUCACAACCCAGUACGGGCAUGGCCGGGGCAUCGUCCGCCUAGGCAACAGCGAUGGGCUGGACAACUGGAGGGCAUGGACUGCCUCGUCGCAGCUCGACAGCCUUCGCGAGAAGCCCGUCAACAGUGGGGUCAACGGAGUGGCUACGCCUAGCUCUAACGACUAUCAAGUCUUGAUUGUUGGCGCAGGGCAAUCCGGUGCUAUGCUCAGCGCAUGGCUUGGCAAGCUCGGCGUCCGCCACCUCGUCGUCGACAAGGCCACUCGUCCCGGCGAUGCCUGGCGCGACCGUUACGCCUGCAUCAAGGCGCACACACCAAGCUACGGCGAUCACUUUGCGCUCCUUAACUUCCCCGAAUCAUUUCCCACAUGGCCGGCGCGCGACGAGAUUGCCGACUGGAUCGACCACUAUAGCGCCACUAUGGGCCUGUCCAUGCUCUCCGGCGCCGCCGUCACCGGGAUCCGGCGCGACGCCGUUGGCAGGCGGUACUCCGUCGACGUUUCCCUCCACAAUGGCGCUGAAAAGCGCACCUACACGACCACACACGUCGUCCUUGCCACGGGCGUCUACCCGGCCAUCCCCGUCGAGCCCGCGCUGCCCGGCCGCGACACCUUCCGGGGGCAAACCUACCACACCGCCGCGCACACCUCCGCCGGCACUGUGGCGGACCUCGCGGCCAAGGACGUCAUCAUCGUCGGCUCCGGCACCAGCGCGCACGACGUCGCGCAGGACUUUGUCGCGCACGGCGCGCGCAGCGUCACCAUGGUGCAGCGUAGCCGCAUUUGGGCCGCGUCCACGUCCACCGUGGAGCAGUUCAUCUUCUCAGCGUGGGCCGAACCCGGCCUCGACACCGACGCCGCCGACCUCCUCGGCACGUCGAUGCCGCUGGCCGUCGUGUUGACGCUCGCCGCCGGAGCCGCGCCCGCCAUGGCCGACAACGACCGCGCGCUCCUGGACGGCCUCGAGGCCGCCGGCAUGCGCCUCGCCCGCGGCGACGACGGCGUCAGCCUCCUCGACUACCAGGCCGUUAAAAUUGCCGGCUUCUACAUCGACCAGGGCGCCGGCGCCAUGAUCGUUGACGGCCGCAUCCGCGUGCGCUACUGCGCCGGCGGCGUGCAGACCUUUGACGAUGGUGGCGUCAUCCUCGCGGACGGCACGGCGCUCCGUGCAGAUGUCGUUGUCUUGGCGACGGGGUACAAGAAGAUGACGGCGACCAUGGAAGAGCUCCUGGGCAAGGAGUUGGCGAGCAAGGCGACUGAUCCAUGUAAUGGCUUAGACGCAGAGUCAGAACGCGCUGGUCUCACGCGGCCAACCGGUGUGCCUGGCCUCUGGUAUAUGGCUGGUAGCUUCAUGAUGUGCCGGCAACUGUCCCGCCUCCUCGCGCUGCAAAUCGCUGCCGUGGAGCGCGGCAUUAACAGGACGCACUUUGCCAGUGCCUCCGCCUGUAGUCCGCUCUAG
Molecule: messenger RNA, 2469 nt
Organism: Cordyceps fumosorosea ARSEF 2679
Lineage: Eukaryota; Fungi; Ascomycota; Sordariomycetes; Hypocreales; Cordycipitaceae
Product: Pyridine nucleotide-disulfide oxidoreductase, FAD/NAD(P)-binding domain protein
Exons: 4
Coding region: 1-2469 (822 amino acids)
Molecular function (GO): monooxygenase activity; protein binding; flavin adenine dinucleotide binding
Source: RefSeq, a predicted model, not a curated record